UGUAUGCAGACGAGCACAUGUCAUUAAAUAAUGCCUCAUUUGCAUAUUUAAACAUAAAUAUUUUGAAAAGUUGUAAUACAUUUUUUUCCAAUGAUCAAUGCAAUCAACAAGCUUAGUAUGUAAGGUGAUAACAAUUAGUACAUUUUACCCGAUACAUGUAUAAGUAAAAUAACACACUCACACACACACACACACGUACACACGUUGUUGUCUGGCUAGCACUUCCUUGAAACUCUUCAGAGUGCAUCACUUUAUUUGAGGCACUGGAAAGAAGAAUCAUGCCACUUACACCUUUUACAAUCUUUAUUUUGAUUUGUGGAUUUUAUUCCAGAUUUCAUGCCAUCGAUUCACCAAUUCAAACCACUCAGAUUCAGAAUGAAGUUCUCAGAGUUGUGCGUGGAUCUGACGUGUCUUUGCGAUGUGACGUUCCUCUCCUGUCUAAUUCCUCCACUUUACACUGGGAGAAAGAUGGAGAACAAACACCCAACAGCACUCUGAUGUACAACACCUCUGCCUACAUCAUCUUACACACCGUUGAUGAACGCAGUGAAGGGAAAUAUUACUGUAGAUUGAUGCAAGAUGGAAGCGUACGAACUGUUAGGAUUCACACACUUAAUGUUACUCCAUAUUCAGAUGGAAAAAGUCAAAGUCAAACCAUUUCCAUUCAAAGCCCCAGUCAUAGCUCCAGUAAUACCAAUGUAUCACUGAUCUGCAAGUCUGCAACGGAGUCUCCUGAUGGUGUGUUGAGGAUUCAGUCAGUGGAUCUUACCUGUGAAGUUUCUGAAGUAAAUGAUUCAGUGACGCUGGUCUGGCUCAGGAUGGAGGGGAACAGAGGAGUGCUGGUCAAACAGCAAACUAUGACUGAGAAAAACACCAUGUUACGUCUCACAGUGAAUCUAUCCAACUCUAAAACAGACCCGCUGCACUGGCAGUGUGCAGUUUUUACUAAGAAUACACUCAGAGCUCUGGUCCCUAUAACAAUCAAUUGUACCUCAUCAAAUACAACUGCUCCAACAGAAAGCUCAGCUGUAACAAACGAAGUAAUCCAAAAAGUGUUUUGCUGUGUUUUGACUCUAUCUAUUGGGAUGUUGCUUGGAGCUCUAUUCAAUUACUGCUACAGGAAACGAAAGUCAGUGCACUCUGGCCCUCAGGAAUCUGAACCAGUCUAUAUGAAUAUCAACCAUAUGGGACAUGAAAGAGGAAAAGGAAGCAUGAAUAAAAGAGAGGAGACACCGGAUACAUCAGACAGUUUGACCUACGCAACCAUUGUUUUCAACAAGUCCAGGUUUCAGACUUAAAAUAUAACUCCAGUCUAUAAUGAAACCCUAAGACACAAUUUCAUAUAUUUAUUAUUAUUUUAUAUAAUAUUUUUAUAUAUGAACUGCAAACCAAUAUCUCACAGAGAAAGAAUAAACAUUUUCAUUAUUAAACAUUGUCUGGUCACAAAAGAUAUAAUCUGAGAAUGCAUUUCGAGAUUCUCAGACCUACAGUAACUGCGUUCAUUAAACCACCAGCUCAAAUAUUAAUCCUACUGACUGAAACUGGAUAAUUGCAUCCUUUUAUUAAUGUUGUUUUAACCACAUUUGUAAAAGCAUCAAUAGGCAGCCAAAUAUUAUCAUGAUUUUGCAUUUGUUAUAUUAUAGGUUCCUUCAUAUAUGUGCAUGCAUGCUGUUGAAAUGGCCAUUUGAUGGCACUGUUUGAAAAAAAUUCUUGAAUAAUAAUAAUAAAGUGUAAGUAC
Messenger RNA from Carassius auratus (goldfish), 1738 nucleotides. RefSeq lists its product as uncharacterized. NCBI's taxonomy places the organism in Eukaryota, Metazoa, Chordata, Actinopteri, Cypriniformes, Cyprinidae. The record is from RefSeq and is a predicted model, not a curated record. The transcript is spliced from 9 exons. The coding region runs from base 279 to 1298 and encodes 339 amino acids.